GGAAAUAGAUCUAGGUUAGUUGAACAAGCUGACCAAGUAGUCUACUGUGACUGUCAGUGUCUACUAUCUAGACUAGUCCUAAAACUGUCAAUAUUGUGAUGAUGCAACGUUUUGAUUCAUAGCCGAGGAAGCCACUUUAAGCAACUGUGGGAGGAGGUGAUACAGAAAUUUAAAAUUUGAUACAUUCUGAUGAGCAUCUGAAGAAAAUGUCAUCAGGAAACAGUUUCCAUGCAGUCAAAACUGAAGAGGAGCUCAGUUUAUAUAUACCUCAGGAAGGUUUGGUACAGUUAAGAAACCCUCACAUCAACGGCAUGGAUGAAGAUGUUUUGUAUCAUAUAGCACUAAGUAACAAGAGCAACAAUCUGACAGAAAUGUUUCAAGAUGUUAAAUUUGUUUGUUUUGGAGGAUCUCCAACAAGGAUGCACAAGUUUGCUGAAUAUUUAGUCGAGGAGUUACAAAUUAAGAUCCCAGCAGGACUUAAAGUGACCAAUAUAGCCCAUGGCUCAGAUAGAUAUGUGUUGUAUAAAGUUGGGCCUGUCAUUUCAGUUAGUCAUGGGAUGGGUAUUCCAUCUCUGUCCAUCAUUUUUCAUGAAAUUCUGAAGUUGAUUCACCAUGCAGGCUGCUCUGAUGUCAUUUUCUUUCGCAUUGGGACUAGUGGUGGACUAGGACUGGAGCCAGGAAGUGUAGUCAUCACGGAAGAAUCUGUGGAUGGACUCUUGAGACCUUAUAUGGAGUUGUCAACUUUGGGGAUGAUACUUCAGCACCCAUCUAAACUAGACCAAGAUGUAGCCAGGGAUUUAGUCUCUUUGGCUAAUUCAGAGGAAGAUGGCUAUGUCACUAUCAUUGGGAAAACAAUGUGCACAUUAGACUUUUAUGAAGGACAGGCUCGACUAGAUGGAGCAUUUUGUGAUUAUAAUGAAGCUGAUAAAAUGGCUUAUCUGAGCCGGGUUCACAAAAGAGGCAUACGUAACAUAGAAAUGGAGUCCCUUUGUUUUGCUGCAUAUUGUUAUAGGGCAGGAAUAAGAGGUGCUGUAGUAUGUGUGACACUGCUGGAUCGGCUUAAGGGAGACCAGAUUACCACACCACAUGAUAUUAUGGAGGAAUGGCAAUCUAGGCCACAGAAGCUAGUUGCUGCUUAUAUCAAACGUAAACUCAACAUUUAGUAGACAAAGUUGAUGACUUCAUACUGUUUUUUUUAUUUUCUAUGCACAUAUUAAAAUUAUUGUUUGUUUUUUGCACUGUGUAGUGAUAAAAAUACAGAAUAUUUUUUGUAAGAUACUUUAAUGUUAUAUUUAUAUAACAAUAAAUAUAAUUAUAUUUAAUUUACAGGGUUGAAGCAUUAUAUUUACAGUAUGCUUAAGGAAGUUCUGAACAUAAUAUUACACAUUUUUCAGGUCUUUUGAUGAAAUAUUUUAUGCAUGCAUUUACUUGUAUUUAAAUCAAGUCUUGUAAAGUAACAUUUAUUUCUCCAUGGCAUUACUUUACAUUGACAUUAAGUAAAAUUUUUUUUUUACAAAAUGAGUCAUUUACCUUUGUUUGUAGUAUUUUCUAAUAUUACUGGUGAACUUUAGUUUAGAACCCAUUACAAAUAGCUUGUUUUGAAAGCUGUGUGCAUUAUAGUCACACAUAAAAGUAUAACAAAGUUGCUAUAGAGUUUUUACAGCCUAAAUAUCAGUUUCUUAUGAUUGUCCUAAUCUUUUGUUAUAUCAUAUUUCCUUUUAAAACCUAAAAAGACCCUAAGUAUGUAUAGUUCACCUGUAAAGAUUAGAGGGUGAUGUGGCCAACACAAUGACAUACUAGCUUUACUUUUCCCAAAUAAGGUCAGGGACUUAUGCUAGGGUCUUAACCUUUAAUGUUAGAAGUGCAUUUAUAAUUUAUAUAAUGUUUGAGUCACGUAACAAAUGUUUCACUUAAUAACUUAUAGUACUUAUAGUAGAUCCUUUUUGCAAAGAAUAUCUAGACUUAGUUGUUUUCUACACAGCAACACAUAGUGUGUCCAAGUUUCUUUGGUUCAUUUCUUUUGCAAUCUAUAAAUAUGUCAAAUGUACUUUUUAAAUUCUCAUUUGAAAGAUGCCAAAAAUAUUUUCCUAUCAUAUCAUUAAUGUGAAUCAGGCAGUUCUCCAUAGAGAUUUUCUUUGAGAGGGUAUAAUGUGGCCUAGGUUUGAGCCUCUUGGUGCAAUGUGUGGUUUAGAAGGAGAUUCAAAUUAAAUGACUGUUUCACCCAUAUUUCUGUAUUCUGUUCAAAGGUUGAAAAUCAUUAAUUUAUAUGUUCAGAAAGAUUGAAAAUAGAGGACAUAUACCUGUCAUAAAUUUCAUUUUUAGAAUAACGUAUGCAAUAAAUGUUUUGAAAUAUUUAGACCAAAUUUUUUUUUAAUGGAAACUAUAGUUUUUUUGUUUUUUUUUAUAUUCUAGAUCUAUAUACUUUGUGUAUAGUUGAAAUUACCUAAAGUCUUAUGUUUCAAUUGUGUAAUUCUUUAUUCUUUUUUUUCCCAAAUGCAUCUUUAUUUGAAAUUAUGUUUUUUUCUGUUUUCCCCCCUAAAAAAUAUUUGAACUAAUGAACCACAAUCUCUUAACAUACAAAUACCUAAGCCUUUUUUUUUUAAAUACAUUUUCCUUCUUUGAAUUUGUUUUUCAAGUUUCUUGUUGGUGCCACAGUUUAUUUUGUUUUGGUUAUUUAUUUAUAUUAUGUUGAAUUGUAACUUUUAUUUGUGAAUAAUGUAUUUCUCUUGUGUAAGUAGUGUUUAAAAUCAAAUUUAAAGUCUUAAAACAAACUCUGGUCACGUGUCCAUCAUUACUAGAAUUGAUAUUUUUAAUCAUUCAAAAGAAAUUACUAGAGAUUAAUAGACUAGAGAAAGAACAUGCACAUUUAAUUCUCAGUCAUGCUUAUACUGUACCAGACAUUAUUCUAUAACUAUAUUUUUCAAUGUCCUACACUAAAUGACAUCAUCAAGUUCCCAAGUCCAAAUUCUUUCAAGAGAAAAAACAAAUCUCUUACAAAUAAAGUGAAAAUUACAUUGCUGCUGGAUGUUGAAAAAAAAAUACAACCAAAAAGCAAAAAAGAAAAGCUGCUGCCCAAUGUAGCUGCAAAGAGAUAUGGUAGGGUGAACACUUAGUAAAAAAAAAAGAUAGUCAAACAUUAAAUAUGAAGUACUCUCAUGUUUGAGGACCACUAACAACUUAAAUACCAAUAACUUUUGUAAAAUAUUCUUUUUUUUUUUCAGAUACUUUUUGAAGUGUAAUUCUCAGAUAAUGCAGUCCCUUAAGCACUGAGAUUAUCAAUUUUUUAUUUUUUUUUAAAUGAAUUUGAAUUUCAUUGAUUAAAAAUUCUGUGUGUGUGAAUAUUCUAUCUAAACCUAGAUGUUAAAUUAAUUUGUAAAUAUUAAAGUUCUAUGUAAAUGAGCAAAAUUUGUAUCAUUCAGCUGUAUCCUUUUUCUGUUUUUUAAUAGUGGGUGUUGGGGGGGUCUGUGAGUUGGCAUAAAAUUUGAAGAAUUACUUUACUAUUAGUAGUUGAAUGUUGACACAGAGGUAUAGCAUUACAAUACAGGGCUGGCUUUAGGCAUAGGCAAUUUAGGCAGCCGCCUAGGGCCUCCAAUUGAUGUGGUCUCGCACUGGACUUAAUGGACUCAAAAAAUGUUUUUUAGAGAAGAACUAACAACCCAGUGUUAUUGUUGGAGUACACUAGGUUUUAAAUAAAUUGUGCCAUUUUAUUCUUUCACUGUUUAUUUCAUAUUUUUGUAUCUCAUUUGGGGCCACCAGAUUCAAUUCACUUAGGGCUUCCAAUUAUCUAAGGCUGGCCCUGAUACAUAGAUUAGACAAAAGCUGAAAUCUAGCACUGCUUAAAAUAAUUAAUACAUUUUUUUAUUCCAUCCUAUUAAGUAUUUGGGCUUUUAACUGAAAUUAUAAGGCGUUAGUGCCAAAAAUAUGUAUCUCACGAAUGUUGAAAAAUAGCUACAUUUUCACAGGUAAAUUCAAUUACUAGCUAAGACGUAAUUUACUCUGACAAAAUUAUUAAUUUUAAACUUAAUCUGCAGUUUUAAUUUUUGUUUGUAUUCAAUUAAUAGAAAAAAAAGUUAUGUCAGAAGUAAUAUUAUUCAGUUUUUGUUUCAAUAGUUCUCAACUGAAAAAAAAGUCACAUCAACAGUCUUGAUUUCUUUUUUUUCCAUGUAUUCAUGAAACAGUUACUGUUGUUUUUAAUUCUUAUGGAGUACAAUGAAUCUCUCUGUUUCACUUCUUUCACAUGUUAAAAAGUAUUUAAUUUUACUUAAUGCUUUUUUUUUCUAUUAUAUUGAGUUUUCUCUGAGAAUCAAAUAUUAUUACAUGGUUGAGAUUAAGUAUAAAAUAUUUUGAUGAGGACCACUAUACCUAUUAUAAACAAACUUGUUAAUAAAUUUUUUGUGUGGAGCCACAUGUCUAAAAGAAAUCAAUUUAUUGUUGAAAGAAGCUGGCAAUAAUUACAAAAUAAAUUUUUUAAUCAUAAAAACUUAUGAUAUAUAUAGAAAAAUUAUUUUGUAAUUCUGUUGCAUAACAGUAUUCAUUUUGAGUUUAUAUCUUUAAAACAUUCUAGCUUUAAAUUGUAUAUUUUUUUUUACUGACCUAAGUCAAAGUUAAAUAUAUGUUUCUGAUGGUGGUGUGAUCUUUUGUUACUACUUGAUUGGUCCUUAAUUAUGUUGAAAUUAUUUUGCUGGUGAGAACCAAACAGAAAAAGUCAGAUCUACACUUUUUUCCCCCAAUAUUUUGUACCCUUAUAUAUAUAUUUCUAUUCUUAAUCUUAGUCUAUGAUUAGAAAUAACCAUUUCAAAGCUAUUUCGUUUUAAGUAUACAUGCAUUUUUGACAUAAUACCCAAGCUUGCAGCCUAUGCUUAUACAUCUUGUAUAUUAUAUAAUAUUUAUACUUAGUGUGAUAGUAAAUAUCAAAUGUUUUGUUUUAUAUAAAGAGAUUUGUUCUUUAUCAAAAUUAGUGGUAUUUUGAUAAAUGUAACUUGAUAUAGUAAAUAUCAAAUGUUUUGUUUUAUCUAAAGAUAAUUAUUCUAUAUCAAAAUUAAUGAUAUUUUGAUAAAUAUAAUGUAAACAUCUCUGGAAAUGUUGACAUUGUAACCAUUGUGUUAACAUAAACACUUGAAGUGAAACAACAAACACUUGCAUAAUGUAACCAUGUAAACAAGGUUCUUUAUUCAGCCAUCUUGGCUCCCACUCUUGAGUCCUCUUUGUAUUGGCAUAACUCAUUCAUACAUCUAAAAAGGGGGGAUAAUACAUAUAUGAACGGUUGUAGGGGACAUAACAUUCCAUCAACUCAUUGUAUUUGAAAGAAAAAUAGUGGAGGUGCUACAGGGGCGGGUUAAGUUGUAUAAUGUAACUAUUUUUUCUUUUUUUUAAAAAGUAUUUUUCUAUUUUUCUUGUUCCAAUCUUUCUUCCUUACAUGAUUGUACUGUACAACUUACAAAAGUACCCAUUCAAUAAUACUAUUUUAUGUAUUUAAAAACAUGUUCUAAGCUGCUUCCGGAAAAGCUCUUUUUAUAGUGAUAAAUGUAUGGAAUUGAAUUAGUAAAACAAAAAUCUUGUUAAUUUAUCGGAACACAUUGAUCAUUCCACAUUUAUUUUUUUACCCAAGUCUGUAAUAUAUACCACACCCAAGAUAGUAUUUUUGUAUUUGUAUUUUUGGCACAUCGGCACAAUUUAGGCCAUGUCAUGCCCCUAAUCCCCCCAAGAUAGUAAGUGGGGCAUAUCACUAACUAUUUAAUAAUAAUAUAUUUGUUAUCCCUGAAAUUUGUCUUACAAUUGUGCAUUACUCACAGUAAAAAAAAAAAUGUACUUUCAUACAAUUUCACUCAAGCCUUGCAUGUGAAGUUUACAGAGUUGGCUAUUAAUGAUUUACUUACAAUGGGAACAAAAGAUUUUGUGUGUGUUUUUAUGAUUGGUAGCUUAAAUUUCCCUCUAUGAUAUUGUAUUGCUCCAGCUGUUUCCCCUAGGUGAUGGAAAUGUCAACAUGACAUGCCAGUUAGUGUAGAGAUCAGUGUGUUGGAUAAGUGUAGCAACACCAUUUGUUCAAGUGCCAUAUUUAUCCCACUAGGAGAUUAGGCUACAAUGCAAGUCAGUAAUGAAGUUGGUGUAUGCAAAUAGUAUUGUACUCAACUGCUAAGCCCCUCUACCUAUUAAUCUGAAUAAACUCUAGAAUUAAAGUA
This is a messenger RNA of Biomphalaria glabrata, 6179 nucleotides long. Its product is annotated as uridine phosphorylase 1-like. Gene Ontology annotation, cellular component: cytoplasm; cytosol. The record is from RefSeq and is a predicted model, not a curated record. Gene Ontology annotation, molecular function: uridine phosphorylase activity. NCBI's taxonomy places the organism in Eukaryota, Metazoa, Mollusca, Gastropoda, Planorbidae. The transcript is spliced from 9 exons. Gene Ontology annotation, biological process: nucleotide catabolic process; uridine catabolic process. The coding region runs from base 207 to 1163 and encodes 318 amino acids.